Messenger RNA from Gadus chalcogrammus (walleye pollock), 1759 nucleotides. RefSeq names its product aldolase C, fructose-bisphosphate, a (gene aldoca). The coding region runs from base 228 to 1202 and encodes 324 amino acids. The record is from RefSeq and is a predicted model, not a curated record. The transcript is spliced from 8 exons. Gene Ontology annotation, molecular function: fructose-bisphosphate aldolase activity. Lineage: Eukaryota; Metazoa; Chordata; Actinopteri; Gadiformes; Gadidae. Gene Ontology annotation, cellular component: cytosol. Gene Ontology annotation, biological process: fructose 1,6-bisphosphate metabolic process; glycolytic process.
AAACGCAUCAAACGUGUUGUUAUUGCCAUUGUUAAAACUAGAUGAGGCACGGUGGCCAGGAUGGUGUAGGGGGCAGUCCGGGAGGCGGGUGGUUCCCUCCCUUGUGUACCCUGUGUCCGCAGCAACAGGCCUCCUUUGUGGCGUGUAGCUCAACCCACACCGUCCACGAAGACACACUUUAGACGAGCUACACGUUUCCUAUUCAGUCCUCAAGAAGACACCGCAGCAUGGCCAAGCGGCUGGCCCAGGUGGGCGUGGAGAACACGGAGGAGAACCGCCGCCAGUACCGGCAGAUUCUGUUCAGUGCCGACGAGCGGAUCAACGCGUGCAUCGGCGGAGUGAUCUUCUUCCACGAGACGCUUUACCAGCACUCGGACGGUGGCGUGCCCUUCGUCAAGAUGAUCCGCGACCGCGGCAUCCUGAUCGGUGUCAAGGUGGACAAGGGCGUCGUUCCAUUGGCUGGCACUAGUGGGGAAACCACCACACAGGGCCUGGACGGGCUGUCCGAGCGAUGCGCCCAGUAUAAGAAAGACGGCGCCUCCUUCGCUAAGUGGCGCUGCGUGCUCAAGAUCAGUGACACCAAUCCCUCGAGCUUGGCCAUCACGGAGAACGCUAACGUCCUGGCGCGCUACUGCAGCAUCUGCCAGCAGAAUGGAAUCGUGCCCAUCAUCGAGCCGGAGCUGUUGCCCGACGGCGAUCAUGACCUGAAGCGCUGCCAGUAUGUCACUGAGAAGGUGCUGGCCGCGGUCUACAAGGCCAUGUCGGACCACCAUGUGUACCUGGAGGGCACCCUGCUCAAACCCAACAUGGUGACCCCCGGACACGCCUGCUCCACCAAGUACAGCCCGGAGGAGGUAGCCAUGGCAACGGUCACCGCCCUGCGGCGCACUGUUCCACCGGCCGUUACAGGAGUGGCUUUUCUCUCUGGAGGGCAGAGCGAGGAGGAGGCCUCGGUGAACCUCCACGCCAUCAACACCUGCCCGCUGGCCGCGCCCUGGGUCCUCAGCUUCUCGUACGGCCGCGCCCUGCAGGCCUCUGCCCUCCGGACGUGGCGGGGCCACAAGGAGAACCAGAACGCUGCCACGGAGCAGUUCAUCAAGAGGGCUGAGGUGAACAGCUUGGCGUGUCAGGGGAAGUACACCGGGGGGGAGAAUGGCGGCGAGCGCGGACCACACCUGUACGGGCCCGGUCAUGCGUACUGACCCCUCCCUGGAACAGCCUGUGUGCUCUCAGCUGCACCAACUCUACUGCAUGGUCCACCACCCCUCCCCUGUUAACUCCUCCAGGAGAUCUGUAGUGUGGUGCUUUAGGGAUUUAAAAAAUGUGCCAAUAGCUUGGCAUAGCUAACAAUGGAUUGUCAGAAAAUAAUCGAAUGCGAGGAAACUGGUUUGAUGAACACUGACAUGGAGGUUUAUAGAUUUGAUCCAAGCGCAAUGAGACUCCUGGUUUUGCCCGUUGGUUAAAUGUUUGAAAGCAUGCAUGAUCCGUUCAUAUUAACUAUUGACUAUUGUAUGGAUACAAAUGUUGCAGUAUGAAUAGUUUCUUUAUUGUGUAUAUCUAAUUGUAGUGCAAUAGCAACCACUGUGUGUAUUGUGUAUAGUAGGCUCACCAUUUAACUCGGCUGCCUUUAAACAUUUUGCACAUUUUGCAAGCUUUUAUGUAACCUUUGUCUAUAAGUUGCUGGUUUAGUUUGCACUGAAAAUAUAAAUAUUAUUGAUAUCCAUGUGCACCUGAAAACAAAACAAUAAAUACUGUUCAC